AUGUCGACGCCAGAAUCAGCAGAAAUGGAGCUCAGUCCGUCGCAGGCAGAAGCUGUGAUUGAAGCCGCUGAUCGCGAUGUGCAAGAAAGUGCAAUUGACGAAAUAAACUGGCUCCCAGAGUCCGUAACGACCAUAAACGAGAAGUUUUACUUCGACAGCACCACAUAUCACACGGCUAUCCCCGAGGAAAUCGAGAAACACAAAGACGGGCGUGUGAUUUUGGGAGUCGAUGAGGCUGGAAGAGGUCCCGUGCUCGGACCGAUGGUUUAUGGCAUCGCAUACUGUUUGGAGGACUAUCAGGAGAAACUCAAGAAAGAAUACGGGUUUGCAGACUCCAAAGUUUUGAAGGAAGCCGUGCGUACAAAUCUCCUUCAGCUUUUGCACGACAAAAACCAUGACUUGUACCGGAAUGUAGGCUGGGCGACUCGCACAAUGACUGCUAAAGAUAUCUCCAACGGCAUGCUUCGGAGUCUUUCGGGACCUGGACCAUACAAUUUGAACGAGCAGGCGCACGAUACUACUAUACAGCUAAUCAAAGAGGUUUUGGCAAAGGGAGUGAACUUGAAGGCCAUUUUCGUAGACACAGUUGGUCCUCCAGCAUCGUAUCAGGCCAAGCUCAAGCGGUUUUUUCCUGAAAUUGACAUCACCGUGACGAAAAAAGCUGACAGUUUGUUCCCAAUUGUCAGUGCAGCAUCUGUGGCAGCAAAAGUCACCAGAGACAAGAACUUGGAGUACUUCCACCAGAACUUAGAUUUGCUCAAGGGUGAAGUGUUGGGCUCGGGAUAUCCUUCAGAUCCAAACACCAGUCGGUGGUUGAACAGCCAUGUGGACCCUGUGUUUGGAUGGCCGCCGGGUCUUCUUCGAUUCUCGUGGCAGACUGCCAAGGAUAGCUUGGAGAGAGCAGGUGCAGCCAAAGUCACCUACGAGGAUGCAUUGAUGAAGAACGCGGGCUACAAGGAUAUUGGUGAUCUCAUGGGUAAUAGCAAACUGGGUUUGAUUGAUGCACUGUUCUAUGGUAGAGACUGUGUGCUAUGA
Messenger RNA from Australozyma saopauloensis, 1035 nucleotides. RefSeq names its product ribonuclease H2 catalytic subunit (gene RNH35). Gene Ontology annotation, molecular function: RNA-DNA hybrid ribonuclease activity; RNA binding. Bases 1 to 1035 code for a protein of 344 amino acids. Lineage: Eukaryota; Fungi; Ascomycota; Pichiomycetes; Serinales; Metschnikowiaceae. The record is from RefSeq and is a predicted model, not a curated record. The transcript has a single exon. Gene Ontology annotation, cellular component: ribonuclease H2 complex. Gene Ontology annotation, biological process: mismatch repair; DNA replication, removal of RNA primer.